Rubroshorea leprosula is the source of this 1845-nucleotide messenger RNA. NCBI's taxonomy places the organism in Eukaryota, Viridiplantae, Streptophyta, Magnoliopsida, Malvales, Dipterocarpaceae. The record is from the annotation of a GenBank genome assembly.
AGUUCUCCGAAGAAGAAAGACAAAGCCAAACUCUACAGCCCCUCGCCGCAACUUUACCAUUCUAAUUUUUCCGAUCAAUUCUCUCCGGUAAAUCUUGAGAAAAAUCGAAGAUCUUCCUUAGACUUAAUGCUGCCAAUCUCAGGCUCCCCGGACCCGUCCAAGAAACUGAAAUCCCCAGAACAGAAGUUGAUUGACCGUAAGAGCGCAACCAACUCUCUCCCCUCAGUUAUUCAGUCUUAUCUCUCUCCGUAUAACCCCAGAUCAUGGCUCCUGUACUCCAUCUUCUUCCUCCAGAUCGUUCUCCUCCUCAUGGCGCGCUCACUCCAACAGUCGCACCUCCGCACUCACUUUCCUUCUCCUCAACCCAACAAUCCCAUGUUCGUAAAAUCAGCUAGUAUUUCAUACCCAGAACGUUCAGCUAAUUUUUCAUCCUCCGAACCGGACCAAUGCCCUUCCGGCCGUAUCUUUGUCUACGACAUGCCGCCGGUAUUCAAUCGGGAAUUGAUAAAGAACUGUGAUGAAUUGAGUCCGUGGAGUUCGAGGUGCGAUGCAUCAUCGAAUGAGGGAUUAGGGAAAAGAGCCACUGGAUUGUCCGGAAUCGUGCCGGAGAAUUUGAUUCCGGCGUGGUACUGGACGGACCAAUUCACGUCCGAACUGAUUUUUCACAAUCGGAUGUUGAACUACAAGUGCAGGACGACAGAGGCGGAAUCUGCUAAGGGGUUCUACAUUCCAUUUUACGCUGGACUGGCGGUGGGAAAACACUUGUGGAUGAAUUACACGGCGAAAGAUCGUGAUCGGCACUGCGAGAUGAUGCUAAGAUGGGUCCAGGGGCAGCCAUUCUGGAACCGAUCAGACGGUUGGGAUCACUUCAUCAUGAUGGGGCGGAUCACAUGGGACUUUCGACGGUCGAAAGACGAGGACUGGGGAUCGCGUUGCAUCUACAUGCCGGGGAUGCGAAACAUCACGCGUCUCUUGAUCGAGCGAAACCCUUGGGACUACUUCGACGUCGGUGUACCCUACCCCACCGGAUUCCACCCCAGAUCCGACUCCGACAUCCUCCAGUGGCAAGACUACGUCCGCAACCGCUACCGCUCGACCCUCUUCUGCUUCGUGGGGGGGAAGCGUAGCACAAUCAAGAACGAUUUCCGCGGGCUACUACUAAGCCACUGCAAGAACGAGUCUGGCUCCUGCCGGUUCGUGAACUGCUCCAGCACACGGUGCUCCAACGGCUCCUCCGCCAUCCUCAAAGCGUUUCUGGACUCGGAUUUCUGUUUACAACCCAGAGGGGACAGUUUCACCCGACGGUCCAUCUUUGACUGCAUGAUAGCCGGUUCAAUCCCGGUGUUCUUCUGGCACCGGACGGCGUAUUUACAGUACGAGUGGUUUUUACCCGGGGAUCCCCGGAGUUACUCCGUCUUCAUCCAUCGCGACGAGGUCAAAAACGGAACUUCGAUAAAAACCGUACUGGAGCAGUACAGUAAAAGAGAGGUACGGAAAAUGCGAGAGAAAGUAAUCGAUUAUAUACCGAAAUUAGUGUAUGCAAAACCCCACCAAGGUUUGGAGACCAUAAAGGACGCAUUUGAUGUCGCCAUUGAUGCUGUAAUGAGGAGACUCAAGGAGCAAGAACAGCCGGGGUACAAGUGGAAAUGAGAAAAUUUACGAGGGUAAAAGUGGGAGUAUGGUGAUUAUUUUAUUUUUGGAAAGUACCAAGAAAAUAGAGAAUUUGGGUAUUAUACAUUCUUUAAAAAAAUUUUACAAGAUAAUUUUGGUAUUAUGAGGACAUUGGAUUUUUUUUGGGCAAAAAAAUAAGAAGAAAGCUGGUUGUGCGGUCCAUAAGCUAAGGUA